Molecule: messenger RNA, 1488 nt
Organism: Knipowitschia caucasica
Lineage: Eukaryota; Metazoa; Chordata; Actinopteri; Gobiiformes; Gobiidae
Source: the annotation of a GenBank genome assembly
AUGAGCCAGGCUACAUCUGCCAAAGUGGGCCAGGCUACAUCUGCCAAAGUGAGCCAGGCUACAUCUGCCAAAGUGGGCCAGGCUACAUCUGCCAAAGUGGGCCGGGCUACAUCUGCCAAAAGCCUAAAUCUCCUGUCGGCUGUGUCUGAAGAGGUGAUGGGAGCCACUCUGGAAGCACCAUGUAAGGCUCUACAGACUGUGGCUCUACAGACUGUGGCUCUACAGACUGUGGCUCUACAGACUGUGGCUCUACAGACUGUGGCUCUACAGACUGCGGCUCUACAGACUGCGGCUCUACAGACUGCGGCUCUACAGACUGCGGCUCUACAGACUGCGGCUCUACAGACUGCGGCUCUACAGACUGCGGCUCUACAGACUGCGGCUCUACAGACUGCGGCUCUACAGACUGUGACUCUACAGACUGUGGCUCUACAGACUGUGACUCUACAGACUGUGGCUCUACAGACUGCGGCUCUACAGACUGCGGCUCUACAGACUGCGGCUCUACAGACUGCGGCUCUACAGACUGCGGCUCUACAGACUGCGGCUCUACAGACUGUGGCUCUACAGACUGUGGCUCUACAGACUGUGGCUCUACAGACUGCGGCUCUACAGACUGCGGCUCUACAGACUGCGGCUCUACAGACUGCGGCUCUACAGACUGCGACUCUACAGACUGCGACUCUACAGACUGCGGCUCUACAGACUGUGGCUCUACAGACUGUGGCUCUACAGACUGCGGCUCUACAGACUGCGGCUCUACAGACUGCGGCUCUACAGACUGCGGCUCUACAGACUGCGGCUCUACAGACUGCGGCUCUACAGACUGUGACUCUACAGACUGUGGCUCUACAGACUGUGGCUCUACAGACUGUGGCUCUACAGACUGCGGCUCUACAGACUGUGGCUCUACAGACUGUGGCUCUACAGACUGUGACUCUACAGACUGUGGCUCUACAGACUGCGGCUCUACAGACUGUGGCUCUACAGACUGCGGCUCUACAGACUGCGGCUCUACAGACUGUGGCUCUACAGACUGCGGCUCUACAGACUGCGGCUCUACAGACUGUGGCUCUACAGACUGUGACUCUACAGACUGUGGCUCUACAGACUGCGGCUCUACAGACUGCGGCUCUACAGACUGCGGCUCUACAGACUGCGGCUCUACAGACUGCGGCUCUACAGACUGUGGCUCUACAGACUGUGACUCUACAGACUGUGGCUCUACAGACUGUGGCUCUACAGACUGUGGCUCUACAGACUGCGGCUCUACAGACUGUGGCUCUACAGACUGUGGCUCUACAGACUGUGACUCUACAGACUGUGGCUCUACAGACUGCGGCUCUACAGACUGUGGCUCUACAGACUGCGGCUCUACAGACUGCGGCUCUACAGACUGCGGCUCUACAGACUGUGACUCUACAGACUGUGGCUCUACAGAAGGUCGGCACUAGAUCAUAUACGGAAUCGGGACGAAACCGGAAGUAA